This is a messenger RNA of Plectropomus leopardus (leopard coralgrouper), 4987 nucleotides long. It is a transcript of the gene svild, whose product is annotated as supervillin d. Gene Ontology annotation, cellular component: cytoplasm; actin cytoskeleton. Gene Ontology annotation, biological process: actin filament severing; actin polymerization or depolymerization; barbed-end actin filament capping. Gene Ontology annotation, molecular function: actin filament binding; phosphatidylinositol-4,5-bisphosphate binding. NCBI's taxonomy places the organism in Eukaryota, Metazoa, Chordata, Actinopteri, Perciformes, Serranidae. The record is from RefSeq and is a predicted model, not a curated record.
ACCCUGUCCGUGCGGGACGGAGACGUGUCUCCCCUCAGCUCCAGUGGAGGAUGAGAAGAGAAAACCAAAUUGUAUUUUUAAAGAAGUCUAAAUAACUCUUAGUUUCUGUCUUUCACUCUCGUCGAGGACUCGCCCCUGCCGGCUGAACGUUAGUCGUCAGUGACGUGCUGCGGUUAGCAUCGGCAGGAACUUUCCAAAACACGUUAGCUAACGAGCUGUAAAAAGUUAGUGUUUUAUUUGAACAGCUGUCUGAACGUCCAGCAGUCAUAUCUCCGUGGAUGUUGUGUGUGCUGACGCUUGAGCGGACCAUUAAGGAUUACAGCACUGGGAUGAUUUUGAUGGAGUGAGACACUUCUGUCGAGGCAGAUCUACAAUAAAGCUGAUCUACGUAUCUGGGUUAAAGUCGCAACUUGGAAUCCUCUCACCUGCAUUCGUACCCUGAACUGAACUCAACUUUAAGAUGGAUGGAAUAGACACCUUGCAGAGCUCGGCCCCAGAGACCAAGGCCGAGCGAAUUGCUCGGUACAAAGCAGAAAGGAGGAGGGAGCUCGCAGAACGUUAUGGCAACACAGACGAAUUCACCUCCAAAUAUGUCCGUAGGGACAGGAAAAUUGGAGACACAUCGGAAACAGUGUCUUCAGAAACCAAGGAGAAGGGAAAAUAUGAGGAUAAUACAUUAGAGCAAACAUAUACCAGGAGGGGCCCCAGGAAUAAAGUAGCAGAACCUGUGGAGCACGCUGAUGAAGAGGAAAAAGAGUUUACCACUCAAUUCAAAGAAGACACAGUCUUAUCCUCUAAAUCUGAAGUUGUCUCCACAAUGAAGACGUCCCCUCAUUUGAGGCUGCUGGAAACUGAUGACACAGAGGAGCCAAAGGGUGACGAGAAGCCUGAGGACUCAGCCAAGAAGACUUCCAAGAUGUCUCUUUUAAAGGACCUGGAGGAGAUGGAGGAUGGAAGCAGCGGCCGGCGUGCCAAUGAUGGGGUCAAGUGCCAGCAAAUGAGCAGUGACGAAGAGGAAUCCUCUACCAGUCUUCCCAAAACUGACACAAGCACGUUCAUGGAUGAGAAAGAGGCCUCAGAUGAACCUUCAUGGAAGGAACAGCACGAAUAUGCUUCCACUGUCGAAGAAAAGUCUUCCAGUCUCCUCUCCGACAGCGCCCUCGCCGUCAGCAAGACCAGAGACGCCUCCCCCCCUCCCUCUCCUCCCUGCCAGCUUGCCUCGCUGCAGCGCCAAGACUCUGGGCCUCGGGGCAUCAAGGGAAUCCUAAAGAAAAGCCGCUCCACUAGUGUGGAGUCGGACCACAGCGAGGGCUCGACGCCAGAUUGUGCACCAGUCCGACAGAGCAGCGUCACCCUCAGUCACCCUGAGAGCGAGGAGGAGAUGGAGGAGAUAGAAGAAGAGGUCAACGGGGAAAAUGACAGAGAGGAUGAGUCACUGACUGAUGAUAUAACAGACGGAGGGAGCUUCAGCAUUGACAGACAUCAGAGGGAGGGAGGCAGCAGCAGCAGCAGCAGCAGAGGGAGCUUUGAGGAGAUGAGGAGCCCCUCGCCUGACGAGAGCCUGGAGAAAACGUCCUCCGUUUCAGAGGAUGUCGAGGAGCUGGAGAGCAGUUUGGACGGAAGCCAGGGCUCCACAAUCAAACAGAGACUUGCAGAGUUCACUAGUGAAGAUGAGAAGAAGGACAGAGUGAAAAAACCCAAACCAUCUGAGCAGAUCCAGACAUCACUGGCUGAGCGCUUUGGUCAGCUCCAAGAUGCUGAAAAUGCCUGGAAGAAAAAGAAGUCCAAUGUAGAUGUCGCGCCCAAGAUGUCGCUGACGGAGAGGAUGAAGAUCCUUAAAGACAAGGAGGAGCAGUGGAAGAGCAAAGGCAAAGGAGCAGCCAACGACUCGGUCCAGUUCACUGUGGCUGGACGCAUGGCCAAGAGAGGUCUUGUGACAGACACCGGAAGGGAAGAGUCACCUCUUAUUGCCCUCAAGAAGUCUCAUGCCACGCCUGUUAAGCCGCAUGAAGGAAUCUCCAGUAGAAGUGAUGUGAAGGUGGAAGGAGACAAACGGCUCGACAAGCUGGAGUCUUUCCUCGACAAGCUCCACAAUAAAGGCGUGAGCAAAAGCAAGACGUCCACCGUGGAGGUGACAGCAGAGACGGAGAAAGAGGUGAUGACCCUGGAUGACGAUGAGACGUUCGGUAACUUCUACAGAUCUGUCUCACCAUCGACGCUCCAGGACUCCAGUGUGGUUGUGACAGAGGAGGACCUCAGCCAGAUCCAAGCCAAUACACCAAAGCUCACAUCAGCUGUAGCAGAACACAAGCGAGCAGUACGACCAGCCAGAAGGAACCAGGGCUCCAGGAACCCUCUGCGGGCUCUGGCCUCCCGCAACGACAUCCGCCAGGUCUACACCGAACAGAGGCUUAACGUAGCCUCACUGGAGACCAAGAGGAUCCAAGUGGAGAGGAUGGCAAAACACUCCAGAACAAACCUGGCUGACGUGGCCUUGGCGGGUCUCGCCAGUAAGGAGAACUUCCGCAAGGUCAACCUGCGCAGUGUGAAAUCCACCGAUGUUGUGACCAACAACAGUACGCUGCCUUUCAACAAGCUCAUGCUCAUUCGCAUCAAAGGUCGCAGGCACGUCCAGGUGCGCCUGGUGGAGCCCACAGCCCACUCUCUAAACAGUGGCGACUGUUUCCUCCUCAUCACACCAAAGCACUGUUUUAUGUGGAGCGGAGAGUUCGCCAACGUCAUCGAAAAAGCCAAGGCGGCAGAAAUGGCAGCGUUCGUUCAGGCCAAGAGGGAUCUUGGGUGUAAGGCCUCCCAGGUGACGGUGCUGGAGGAGGGGAUCAACACCGAGAGCAGAUGGGCCAAAGAGUUCUGGAGCCUGCUGGGAGGACACACCAAAUACAGAGGAGCCGGGGAGCCAGAGGAGGAUGAGCUGUAUGAGAGCGGGGUGUUAGACUCUAACGGGGUGUACAGACUGCAGGGAGACAAACUGGUGCCUCAUGAAGAUGCCUGGGCCUCCAUCCCGAGUGUCUCCUUGCUCGACUCUAAAGAGGUCUUAGUGUUUGAUUUUGGAGGCGAGGUGUACGUGUGGCAUGGGAAAGACGUGCCCUUAGGUGACAGAAAAGUCGCUGUGAAACUGGGCAAACAGCUUUACAGCAGCAGCUACGACUACAGCAACUGCAGAGUGAACCCUUUAGAUGCCUCCUGCACUAAUACAGAAGUGCCUCAGAAGGGGGAGGGUCGCCCGAGCUGGACUCUGUUUGGCCGACUGUCGGAGCACAAUGAGACGUCUCUGUUCAAAGAGAAGUUCUUGGACUGGGCCGAGAGGAAGAAAGAGGAAGCAGCUCAAACAGAGGAAGUCAAGAGUCCAGUCCACGCCAUCGAACGCCCCUCGUUUGACUUGGAACUGCAGCCAUGUGACGCCAAAGCCCUGCUGGACAACGAGCCAGAGCCAGUGAAGACACUUUUGGAGGGGGUGAACGUCCAGCGGGGACAUGGCAUUGUGAGGGCAGAUGAUGGAAGACAGGCAGAGCUGGCUACGAUAGCUGUAGAGGCCUGGCACAUCAAGGAGCACGGCGAGGAGGAACUGCCUGAAGAGAGUCUGGGUCAAUUGCACGAGUGCGACGCCUACGUCAUCCGUUGGAAGUACUCUAUCACCACACUGGUGGGGAAGCGAUUGAAACCCGGGGAGCUGAGUGCCGGCGCUCCUGGAAGAGAGAGGACUGCUUGUUUUUUCUGGCAAGGCAGCCGCUCCAGUGUCAGUGAGAAAGGAACGUCAGCUCUGAUGACAGUGGAGCUGGGCAGCCACAGGGGGUCACAAGUGUUGGUGACUCAGGGAAAAGAGCCUCCAUGUUUCCUGCAGCUGUUUCAGGGAGGUUUGAUCAUUCACAAGGGCAGCAGAGAAGACAGUGGCAACAAAACAGAUGGCUGGAGGUUGUUCUGCGUCCGUGGUGAGGCAGAGGUGGAGGCCUCGCUGGUAGAAGUAGUUUGCCAGCGUGCCAGUCUGCGCUCUCGUGCCAGCCUGGUGCUUCUUAACGCUCAGAAAGGCGUUCUCUACUUGUGGCAUGGCUGUAAAGCACAUGCCAGUGCCAGGCAGGUGGCCAAAAGAGCUGCGGACAAACUAACCCAGAGGAAUCCCUCAGAGUUAGGUCUGAGCAGCACCAGCAGCGUAAAAGUCGAAGAGGUGGAGGAAGGAGCUGAACCUGCAGAGCUCACAAAGGCUCUGGGCCUGCAGGACAAGAAGGCAUACGACUGUAUGCUGCAAGAUCCAGGGAAGUACAACUACACGCCCCGGCUGUUCCGGCUGAGUGCCAGCUCCGGGGUGUUCGAAGGGGAGGAGCGGCUGUAUCCAGCCAGGGUGAUGGAGGGAGUGAUGGCGAUGCCCUUUCUGCAGGAGAACCUUUACUCUGCACAUCAGCCAGCCCUGUUCCUGCUGGAUAACCGGAUGGAGGUGUACCUGUGGCAGGGCUGGCAGCCUGAAGACACGCAGUGUACCGGCUCUGCAAAGAUUCGCUGGAACAACGAGAGGAAGUGUGCCCUGGAGACAGUACUGCAGUACUGCAAAGAGAAGAACCCUCGGCGCCCCCCUCUGGCAUAUCUGGUCCUAGCAGGCUGUGAGCCUCUCACCUUCACCAACAUCUUUCCGUACUGGGAGAAGGACGCUAGUGUCGCUACAAAGACUGAGACCUCCAAGAGCAAGGUGAUGUUGGUAAAGGAGGCGUUGUCUCAGCUCAGCAGGCAGCAGUACUCCAUCGAGGAGCUGACCAGGAAGCCGCUGCCAGAGGGAGUGGACCCUCUACGCCUGGAGGAUUACCUGUCGGACCAGGACUUCAAGACACUUCUUGGGAUGAGUCGUGUCGAGUUCAACGCUCUGCCAAACUGGAAGCAACAGAAUCUGAAGAAAAGCAAGGGUCUGUUUUAAAACACAUCUUUUUGUACACAAAUCUGCCUGUUUUUUGUUGUUUUUUUUUUUGAUUGUUUUUAUGUUUUC